CCUAUGUCUGCUCGACACAGCUCGCAUACAGAGCUGAACAUAGUGUUGCAAAAGAAAAUUUUAUACUUUGCGGCAGCUACAACUUUUAUCACAACUUUCUGUUAAAUACCACCAAAUUGUCAUCGUCGCCGGCGCACAAAGUGUUACAAGAUGGCGCAAGACGAGGUGUCCGAGUCCACCAUGGAGACGAUUAGCAAGGUGCCGGCUGGCGUCAUUCUUCCUCCUAGGGAGCUUCGCGCUGCGAUAGAAAAGGUUGCUGGCUUUGUCGCUCGUAACGGCGCCGCGUUCGAACAGCGCAUGCGAAAUGAUACUGCGAACGCGACAAAGCUGGCCUUCAUCUUUGAGGAUGAUCCAUAUUACUCAUACUACCAAUGGCGGAGAGAGGAGUGCAAGGCUGGCAGAGGAACUGAUGUCGCGGCGGGACGGGUAGGAGAGGGUGUUCCAAGGUCAAAGCCCAAGGGACCUGAACCUCCACCAGAGUUCUUGUUCUCUGCACGUAUGCCGACGAUUAACGCCCAGGAUUUGGAAAUCGUGAAGCUGACUGCGCUGUAUGUCGCAAAGAACGGGAGGAACUGGAUGACGAGCUUAUCGCAGCGUGAAGCGGGCAAUUUCCAAUUUGACUUCCUACGACCUCAGCACAGUCUGAAUCAGUUCUUCAAUCGGCUUGUGGAUCAGUACCAGCUUCUACUCUCCUUCACAACCGAGGAAGGCAGUAAAGCCGAGAAGUCACGCAUUGCAGAGCUUGAGAAAAUCGUCAAUGACAAAUACAGCGUCUUAGAAAGGGCAAGGAAGCGCGCAGAGUGGGUCAAACACCAGGAGAACCAGCGGGUCAAGAAGCAGGAGCAGGAAGAGGCAGAGCGUAGAGAGUACGCGUCUAUUGACUGGGACGAUUUCCAGAUCAUUGGUGAAAUUUUCUUCACGGAAGCAGACGAGACGUAUGACCUACCUGCUCCAACCUCACUGAAUGACCUGCAGAGCGCAUCGCUAGAGCAGCGAGGCAAAGUCAGCAGACAGCUCAUCGAGGAAGCAAUGCCUACAGAAGACAUGUCUCAGUGGAAUCAACAGACCUACCCUGCUCCUGCGCCUCCGGUGCAGCCAAUACAACCAGUUCCUCCAGUGUCGAUGCCCUACGGGCCUACACCACCAGCACAACCAGCCUUCAGCCCUCCGCCCGCCGUGCCUCAAGUCCCUGUCACGGACGAAGCAUCACGAUCGGCAAGUCCAGCAGUAUCUGCGCCCAAGCGCAUCGUCCAGAAUGCAGCGCCACGUGCAGCUGCUCGACGAGGCAGGGUGCAAAUGGCAACCUGCCCCAAUUGCAAGCAACAGAUUCCCUACGACGAACUAGAACAGCAUAUGAAAAUCGAGCUUCUCGACCCAAGAUGGCGCGAACAGAAGGCGAAAGAAGCUCAACGAGCUGCAACGACCAAUAUCUCCACCGUGGACGUGGCCAACAACCUCAAAAGAUUGGCGUCACAGCGGACGGACGUCUUUGACCCAGUUACUGGACAGAAUAUUAGCGCAGAGGAAGAAGAACGACGGAAGCGCGCGGCUGUGCAGCAGACUGACUACAAUACCCUAGCCACCCACGCUGGUCAGGGCAUGAGCGUCGAGGAACAGAUCAAACUCAUUCACCAGAAAGCUGCUCAGGGACAGUGAGCGAAGAGCAGGCCAAGGAUGACGAGUAUCUUGCAUCAUUUUUCUCCAGAGAAUCCAGCUCAACAUUCAUGGCACUGGAAGACAUGUCUGGGCUGGAGAAUAGGACUUGAUACCCUGUAAUAUAUAUGUGUCAAAGCAAGAGUCACGGCGAGCAAGUGUCUACAGAAGUUGCGAAUAAGAAGGAUUGCAUCUAAGCAAAAAGCAAAAUUGGACUGUUUGCAUUGGAG
This is a messenger RNA of Verruconis gallopava, 1883 nucleotides long. RefSeq lists its product as uncharacterized. Gene Ontology annotation, cellular component: catalytic step 2 spliceosome; U2-type prespliceosome; U2 snRNP. Lineage: Eukaryota; Fungi; Ascomycota; Dothideomycetes; Venturiales; Sympoventuriaceae. The transcript has 2 exons. The record is from RefSeq and is a predicted model, not a curated record. Gene Ontology annotation, biological process: regulation of alternative mRNA splicing, via spliceosome; mRNA cis splicing, via spliceosome. Gene Ontology annotation, molecular function: RNA binding. Bases 151 to 1656 code for a protein of 501 amino acids.